CAUAAACUUCACAUAAGGAAGACUGUAAUUGACUGCUCGCCACAGAACGAGGCGGAGGCGGAGUUUACCCAAACACCGUCGGUAUAACUGCUCGGUCCGGUCUGUCGAGCCCUGCAGCAGAUGCGACGUCCAGGCCGGUUUAAGCCCGCUAAGACGCCACUAGUCCAAUUAACCCAGAGGAGGCGGAGAUCCACGCACGCAGGGGCCAUUAAACUUAAACCUGCGGCUCCUCGAGCUCGACGAUGGAUAUGCGCGCGGUUCCGGCUCCUAUGAUGACGACCUGACAUCGAGCCAUCAAUAAACAAGCAGAAGAGACUCGGUAUCAUUAGUUGGGGAGGAGGAGGAGUAGGAGGAGGAUGAGGAGGGGGGGAAGAAGAGAUGCUGGUGUGUUUUGAGCGGUGGUAAAUGAGUGAGAUUUAUAGAUAAAGCCUCGAUAAGCUCCUGGAAGGGUCGCGUGUUUACAGGCCCGGCUGAGCGCGCGUCAUUUUGACGACGGCGGCGGAGUUUCCUCGAGCUGUGUGUGUGUGUGUGUCUGUGUGUGUGUCUGUAUGUGUGUGAGUGUGUUGUGUUUGUUUUUUUUUUUGUUUGGUUGAAAGGUGGAUCGUUAACAUGGAAACAUACACUGAUGUGCUGCUGGUCACCGCAAACGUCGGCUCACUGUUUGACAAUUUGGGUGAAAUUCAAAAUGAGUGGUUACAAGAAUUGUAUAAGACUAUCCACUGCUACAAGCCGCAGUUCAUCGCCCUGCACUUCCAGGAGGUGGGAGGGAAGGACUACAUGGUCAACAUGGGCCAUGCUGAAAACUUCUUUUGGAGCAUUGAGUCCAGUGAGGAAAUGAAAGACUAUGACAGGGUCUGCAUCUAUGUGGACAACCAGUUCCAAGCAGAAGACAGCUUCACGGCUUUGGGGAGCAUGUACUUCAUCCACAAGACUCUGAAAAACAUCUAUCAGUAUGAUUUUAAUGUUAAAGAUUUCAAAGCAGUGUCGGGACAGAACAAGAACGUGGGCUCUCUGGAUGGGGUCACCACAGUGGAGAAAGAAAAAUUCCCAAAGAAUUUCUGGCCUGAUUUCAAGUGGUCCAGAAAGGGCUUCAUGAGGACCCGCUGGAUCAUACACAACCAAGGUCUGGACCUGGUCAAUGUCCACCUGUUCCAUGAUGCCUCCAACCUCAUUGCCUGCAACUCCAGUCCUUCCAUUUACUCAGCCAACCGCAAAAACGCUCUGAGAUAUGUCAUCAACAGGAUAUCAGACAGCUGCUACACUCCUCUGCCUUUCUUCCUGUUUGGAGAUUUCAACUUCCGUUUGGACACACUCAGUCUGGUCCAGCAUCUGUCCACCUCGGCAGAUGUGCAGACGGUGAAGAAGGACUGCAGCAACGAAGUGGAGAAAAUCAUCUGUGAAGAAAAAGACAACGACCACCAGGUGCUGCUCCACAUUGAGGAGAAGCUGUUCACCUACCUGCACCAGGCGGUUUUCAGGGAGGAUAACGGAAGGGCACUUUUGAAAUAUGACAAAGAAGCAGCAGCCUUUCAGGAUGUUAUUAGGGAAGAGGACAUCACGUUUCCACCCAGCUACCCCUACAGUGAAGAGUACACUAAACCGACCCAGUACAUGAACACUCGCUGCCCUGCCUGGUGUGAUCGUAUCCUCAUGUCACACACUGCCCAAGAAUUCACCCACAAGGGAGAUGACGGUGAGAAGAGCGUUGUUUACAACACAGUGGGUCCUAAUGUCUGCAUGGGAGACCAUAAGCCGGUUUUCUUGUUCUUCUCCCUGAAGACAAAUGACCAUUGACUCGGAUGCUUCUGAAUGGUCUAUAACAGUACCAUCCUCAGAGCUAUGCCACAGUCUCAGUACCAGACGGUAAUCAGCAUGAUGGUUACCUCCUACAACCCACCAGUCAGCCAGCUGCGGGUCUCAACACAGGUUGUCCUCACACCAGUGGUGUCUCGCGUCUGAUCUCACUGCCACACACUGUGGACCACCACUUGAGUGACACAAGCACAGAUUUAUCAGCAGCUUUCAUGGAUUCCUGCAGCAGUCCAGAACCUCCACUCACUCUCUGAGCUCAAAUCCCCUGACCUGAAAGCUCAGUGUCUCUGAGGAUGUUCCUUCAAUCCCUGCUUGCAGCCAUGGAGACUUUUUUUUUUUUAAUUCGAUUCAAACAACGAUGUAAAGACUUUUACAUGGAUGUAUACACGCAUAUGCAAAUAUUCUUUAAUUUUGAUUAGAGGAAUUUCAGUUGCAUUCAUCACAAAUUUCCCCGUUCUUCGUCGGCCUCUAAAUCAUUUAUUAAAUCUCCACUAAUGUAGCAACUGUACUGGAUAGCUUCCACUCGGUAGGUUUUAAAUUAACAGUUAAAUUCAGCCAGUCAGAAUCCAGUAUUGUGAAACUCUUGUGUAAAUAAGUUUUAGCUAAACAUUAUGAAGAACAUUAGUGUUAUUAUGAGCCAUAGUCUGUGUAAAAACAAAAUAAUGAAAACUAAAAAAAAAUGUGGAUUUGGAGCAGGCCUACUGACCAUGUGUGUAUGCUUUUUAUUUUGUAUUUUAUGCCAUUUUUAGUUCAGGCAGGUUGUUUACUAUGACUGUAAACAGGAUUUCACAGGAAAGCAGGAAACACAGUGAAGGAAUGCUGCUAAUCUCAGUUUCCUGUCGACAUGUUUGAUCAGAUACGCUCUGCAGAUAAAACAUAAUUUACGAAGAAUUUUUUACUGACAUGUUAUUGUUUUUCACACGUGUAGCUAUUUCAUCACAGCAGCUUUAACUGUCACGUGUCUUGGUUACAUUAAAACAUCUAUUUCAGAAUUUUGAUAAAUGCAUAUGACAAGUUUAAUAUCAAAAUGACACUAGAGGGUGGACAAAAGGCCAACAGCAUUUUAAAGCGACAACAAAGCGACUACAGCAGUUCUGUCUGUUUUUAUUAAUUCAUUAACACAUCAGCAGUGUUUUACCCUGUUGAAUUUAGUAGCAUUCUUCUGUUUUUCCAUAAACUAAUUGUACCUGAAUACCAAGUGCUUUAUUCCACAAACUAUAAAUCAUCAGUUCUCAAUGUUUGGAUUUCUUCACUCUUUUUUUCACAAAGUUAUCUUCACAGUUCGUCUGCACAAAAAUCUCUUCCACCCUGUUCUGGUUGGCAUCUCCCUUGUUUCAUUGCCAAAAGAAUUACACUGUAGGCCUCGUGUGUUUACUUCUAACUCUAGUUAAGGAACGUGGAUGUUUCCAUCACAUGGCUUCGUUUGAACUUGAUAAAAUCUUGUGUGUAUAUAUAUAAUAUAUAUAUAUAUACGUGUGUUUUGUUGAUUCAUAGUUUCAUACUGUAGCACCAGUGCUGUAUAAUAUUCUUGAUGUGUGAAUUAUUGGUUAGAUUUCUUCUUCUUUUUUUUUUUAAUCUGGCUUUAAUAAUGACUUACUGAAAUAAUUUGAAAUAUGUAGUGGUUUGUAACCAUCCAUACAGUAGUUAUACCCGAUUAUCCUUCAGAGUCACAGGAUGGGGCCUGGAGCCAAUCCCAGCUGACACAUAUUUUAAUGUUUGUUUAUUUUUUUCUUACACAGCUUGGUAGACCGGUACACUCCCUUUAUUCAUGCAAAAAUACUCUUCAUGCAUAAAUUCACAGAUAUUCUUAUCAAGUUUGGACUGUCAGUCGUGUUUUUGCAGCGACCCCCGAAACCUUGCCAUAACAAGAUUAAGUUAAGAAUCUGUGAUUACUGUGUAAUAAACUUUUAGCAGUUCACUGUUGACCAGUCAUGGGAGUGGAGUUCAUUAUAAGGCCAGUAUUACCUUUCGAUUAACUCUGGACAAACACUACAUCAUUGUGAUAUUUCACUUUUGUAAAUAAAAUAUUACCCUCAUAAA
Messenger RNA from Dicentrarchus labrax (European seabass), 3852 nucleotides. RefSeq names its product inositol polyphosphate-5-phosphatase L (gene inpp5l). NCBI's taxonomy places the organism in Eukaryota, Metazoa, Chordata, Actinopteri, Moronidae. Bases 610 to 1794 code for a protein of 394 amino acids. Gene Ontology annotation, molecular function: inositol-polyphosphate 5-phosphatase activity. The record is from RefSeq and is a predicted model, not a curated record. The transcript has 16 exons. Gene Ontology annotation, biological process: phosphatidylinositol dephosphorylation.